GAUCAGCCGUCAUGCUCAUAAUGACCUAAAACCUAAGGUCUUGUGCAUUGUCCUCUGUUGCGAUCAAGAACCAGAAAUCAUCUGAACAAUGACCCAGCAUUCAAUAAUGGCUGUUUUAGAUCUGUAACUAUUCAAAACUCUUAAUUGAUAGUUUCGCUUUUGUUGUGAUUUGGGUUAACAUUUCUAGUUCAAUGGCUUCUACUUUCCAAAAACUUCUCAGAAACCAGUCAGCUUCAAGAAUAAUCACUAUUCUCCACAAACCCCAACAACAGCUUCUCCCACAAUCGGUUUUGGCUCAUCUCUCUGAAACGAAACCACUUCACCACUGUCCUACCAAUCUUAUCCCCUUAUUGGGUCUACUCAGAACCGAUGAAUCAGGCAAUUUUCGGUCCUUACAGUUUUACCCAAGCUAUCAUCCAUUUGGGUUUUUCCUGAACCCUGUUUCUUCUUCAUCUGGAUUCGUCGAAUCCGGGACUGACGACGUCGUUUCCGAUGAUUCGCAGACGAUUUUGGCCGAUAGUGUUAAGAAGAAAAGGAAGAGGAAGAUGAACAAGCAUAAGUUAGCAAAAGUAACUUCAACAGUACAGAUCGCCAAACUAUGAUGACAGUUUUGCCUUUUGAAGCGCUAGUCGCGUAGGGUGACGGGGCCACGCCAAAUCAGAAAGGCUUUGAUGACUCUAAGUUCAUAUUAGGGAAAGGAGAGUAAGGGGACAUGUCACAUUCUACAACAUGCAUGCCUAUUUUGGCAAGCAGCUCCACAACUUUGGCAUGCGUUUGAAUUAUUCUUUAUUCCACCUUUUGAUUAUCGGGUUGCUUCUAUUCUUGAAUUGUUGCAUAAUUUGUGAGUUUAUUCUACAAUUAGUAAACAAAAUAACAACUUUAAUUACACACAAAAUUUAUUGUAUUACUCAAACUU
Messenger RNA from Ilex paraguariensis (yerba mate), 916 nucleotides. The record is from the annotation of a GenBank genome assembly. NCBI's taxonomy places the organism in Eukaryota, Viridiplantae, Streptophyta, Magnoliopsida, Aquifoliales, Aquifoliaceae.